Messenger RNA from Clarias gariepinus (North African catfish), 1477 nucleotides. Its product is annotated as FERM domain-containing protein 5-like. The coding region runs from base 156 to 887 and encodes 243 amino acids. Lineage: Eukaryota; Metazoa; Chordata; Actinopteri; Siluriformes; Clariidae. The transcript is spliced from 2 exons. The record is from RefSeq and is a predicted model, not a curated record.
AGCAAAUUCCUGAGUACUCACAUGUCCAGUCUUUGAUGCCAAUACCUUCUUUCUCCAUUACUCCCUCUCUUGCUCUCACUCAACCACACAGCGACAAAACAUAGCCUGAUCAGAGAGAUUCUCACACGUACCCAUACACACACUCACAAACCACCAUGGUGAAGUGUCUGAUCCGGAUCAAGACGAAAGUCAACAUUCACCUGCGGAUGAUUAAUCACUGUUACCGGGAUGUGAAGGUGCGGGUACUGACGAUGGGCCCCAGACUUCUGGGUAACGUUUUGGGUGCUUUGCCCAUCAUACCCGCUCUACCAGAGUCAAGUAGCUCCUCAGGGAUUGGCCUCUCUCCAUAUGGACGAAGCCACAGAGCGCCAGACUUUUUAGGUGUUACCAGUCUCUCCGUGCCUGAGCACUCCGUCUCUAGUCCAGAGGGUAAAAAUGGGGAGGCAGAUUUUUCCGAAGGAUCCUAUAAGCCCACCAGUGACGAGUUACCCACACUAGAAUUAAAGAGCACACAUGACCAGGAGGUGAGGGAUCCAGAAUCAGUAUCCCCAACAGGAGGCACACUGGCCCACAGUUCAAGCCAGAAACCUAGUGAGAGGGCAUCUCAACUGGAUAAAACCAAAAUACAUGCUAGUGUUAUGGAAUCACACAAGGCUGGCAAGCUGAUUUCCAUGUUGGCACGGCUGGUCUUAGUGACGCUUGCUCUGCUUCUGGCUCUCCUCCUGCUUCUCAUUGCUCUAACAGAAUCUAAACUUGACGUGCCUUUUCUGAGAGACAUCCGCGAGACACCUGAAUUCCAGCAGCUCCACUACACCUACUUUUGUCCACUGAGGCGCUCACUAACCUGCUCAAUGAGAUGGAUAGGAAUCCAUCUCAUCAAGGAAUAAUGUAAUAAAGAGACUCCCUACAUUUUGGAUAUUAUAAUACCUUCAAAGUUGCUUUUUUUGUUUUUCACUAUUUAUAAUCACAUAUUGCUGAUGUGAUGCAACUUAUGCAGUAUUGAGCAAAAGUCUUCAGACACCUCACAUUUGUUCAUAUUAAACUUCCAAAGAGCCACAUUUAUGUAUAGUCUUGAAGAAUAGUUCUCCAGACUUCCUAAAGGCCAUUUUGUCUUUUAUUUUCGGUCCAGACCCCGUACACAACCAGUUAGACCAAUAAGAGGAACAUUUGUGUUUGUUAAGCCACACAGUGACCUAUGAAUCAUUUAAGCAUAUCUAACUUAAGGAAUGAACAAGUGAGAAAUUGGUGCAGAUGAUGACAGAUGAUCAGACUGGUGAUGUUGAAUGCUGAGCGAUUGGAUCAGAUAAGAAAUGAGGUUGCUGAUGAAGUUUUUAAAUAAACAUAAAUAAAUGUUAAAUUGCAUCUUUAAGCACUUUGCAGCCUGUUCCAAAACAUUUGUUCUCUUUUUUUAAGUUACUCUAUACAGUUUUAAUGUUAAAAUUUAACAUGAAGAAAUGAGAGGUGGCUCAAUACUUUU